AUGGCCUUUCCCACCGAGUGGAAACCUAGGCUAGACAUGAAUGUGGAUGAGGGAACAUCAAACGAGCCUUCUGCGUCGAGGGUAUCCCCAUUGGCUAUAACGGCACGAGCACCUCCUUUCAUAUGCGUUGUUCGCCGCCGCAGAUGUAAAGUGGAGAGGUGGGCUGAGCUGGUCGGCCAAAGGGGAGCUGAGGAGGAGGAGGAGGAGGAGGAGGAGGAGGAGGAGGAGGAGGAGCUGGACACGAGAGCCAAAUUCGUUCUUUGA
Molecule: messenger RNA, 264 nt
Organism: Penicillium verhagenii
Lineage: Eukaryota; Fungi; Ascomycota; Eurotiomycetes; Eurotiales; Aspergillaceae
Exons: 1
Coding region: 1-264 (87 amino acids)
Source: RefSeq, a predicted model, not a curated record